UUCACAAUGAAGGUCUGGACCUGUCUCUGUCUUCUCUUACUGCCAGCCUUCGUCGUUUCCGAUGGCGGAACGUUUGACCCCAAUGCAAUGGCAUUUGGGACAAGUGAUGGCAGUAGCAGCAGUGGUGCUGGCGCCUUAAGCGGUGGUUCCGGUGGUGGGGCCAGCUUUGACCCAAAUAAGAUAAACGCCAACUUUGGAAGCAGUGGCGGAGGGUUCGGCAGCAGUGCUGGAGGUAGUUCCGGUGGGUUCGACACUAGUGGUGGAAUUGGCGGCAGUGGCUCUAGCGGAGGCAGUUCCGGAGGAUUUGGCGGAAGUGGGUUUGGCAGCAGUUCCAGUGGCGGUGGGGGAGCAAGUUUCGAUCCUAACGCCGCCGGCUUCGGAAGUAGCGGGACCAGCAGCGGAGGUAGUAGUGGAAGCAAUGGUGGAUUUGGCGGAAGUGGAUUCGGAAGCAGUUCUGGUGGUAGCAGUGGCAGUAGUGGUGGAUUUGGCGGAAGUGGAUUCGGAAGCAGUUCCGGGGGCAGCAGUGGCGGAUUUGGCGGAAGUGGAUUCGGAAGCAGUUCCGGUGGUAGCAGUGGCAGUAGUGGUGGAUUUGGCGGAAGUGGAUUCGGAAGCAGCAGUGGGAGCAGUAGUGGAAGUAGCGGUGGAUUUGGUGGAAGUGGAUUCGGAAGCAGCAGUAGUGGCAGCAGUGGCGGAUUCGGCGGAAGUGGAUUUGGAAGCAGUUCCGGUGGGGACAGUGGCAGUAGUGGUGGAUUUGGCGGAAGUGGAUUUGGAAGCAGUAGUAGUGGGGGCAGCAGUGGCAGCAGCGGUGGAUUCGGCGGAAGUGGAUUCGGAAGCAGCAGUACCGGGGGUGAUAGCAGUAGUGGAAGUAGUGGAGGAUUUGGAGGAAGUGGAUUUGGUGGCAGCAGUUCCAGCGGCGCAAGCGCAGCAGGAAGCUUUGAUCCUAAUGCCAUCAAUGCCAACUUUGGAGGACGACGAUAGACGAAUAUUUAUGUCUUGUUAUUUAUUAUACACGAAUAAAACACCUAUAAAUGAU
This is a messenger RNA of Mizuhopecten yessoensis (Yesso scallop), 1033 nucleotides long. RefSeq names its product keratin, type I cytoskeletal 9-like. Bases 7 to 978 code for a protein of 323 amino acids. The record is from RefSeq and is a predicted model, not a curated record. Lineage: Eukaryota; Metazoa; Mollusca; Bivalvia; Pectinida; Pectinidae. The transcript has 9 exons.